GCUUCCUUUUGAGACUCCGUGACGUCACACACCAGCAUGGGUGUCACAGCUGCGACGUGCUAAGCUAAAGCCGAAGCUACAAUGUUUGUCGUCAAAAACCGAAUCAAAUUCAGCCCGCUGGGCAUUGCCACUGCAAAGCUGCUCUCCUCCGGUCCGGCCGAGAACCCCGUCGUGUUCCUGGACAUCGAGGCGGACGGUGAGGCGCUAGGGAGGAUAAUCAUUGAGCUCAAUGCAGAUGUGGUGCCAAAGACUGCAGAAAACUUCCGAGCUUUGUGUACAGGAGAGCAUGGCUUUGGCUACAAGGGGGGUGUUUUCCACAGGAUCAUACCCCAGUUCAUGUGUCAAGGAGGAGAUUUCACCAAACACAAUGGUACCGGAGGGAAAUCUAUCUAUGGAAAAACCUUCAAGGAUGAGAACUUUAAGUUAAAACACACUGGAGCAGGGACUCUGUCAAUGGCCAACUCAGGCCCAAACACCAAUGGAUCCCAGUUCUUUAUCAGCACUACAAAAACAGAAUGGCUGGACGGCAAGCACGUGGUCUUCGGACGGGUAACGUCCGGUAUGGACGUAGUCUCCAAAAUGGAAACCUUUGGUUUACAUGAUGGCGGCGUGAUCAAGAAAAUAGUUGUAGCAGAUUGCGGGCAAGUCAAAUAGAUUUCCACUUGGGAUGAAAGGACUUCUCCAAAUCGUGCUGCGGGUGCUCUUUGCUCUGGUCGGACACGUCCAAGCCGUCCGGCUUCUCCAAUGGACGCUGUGGUUGCCACACACACACACAACAGCACGG
Syngnathus typhle (broad-nosed pipefish) is the source of this 784-nucleotide messenger RNA. It is a transcript of the gene ppifa, whose product is annotated as peptidylprolyl isomerase Fa. The transcript is spliced from 7 exons. Gene Ontology annotation, biological process: protein peptidyl-prolyl isomerization. Gene Ontology annotation, molecular function: peptidyl-prolyl cis-trans isomerase activity. Lineage: Eukaryota; Metazoa; Chordata; Actinopteri; Syngnathiformes; Syngnathidae. The record is from RefSeq and is a predicted model, not a curated record. Bases 82 to 654 code for a protein of 190 amino acids.